AUGGCUGAGCGUCAGGAGGUGAGUUCAUCUGAGGGGACACCUGCUUCAGACGCGUAUCCCAGGAAGAUACUGGAGUAUAUGGAAGGAUUCCUCAUCUCCAAGACGGUUUUCUCCUCCUGUGAGCUGGGUGUGUUUGAUGUGUUGCUGGCUGCAGAGCGCCCCCUGUCUGCUGAGGAGAUCAGUCAGGAGAUCGGAGCCAGUCUGGAUGGCACACAGAGACUGCUGGCUGCCUGCACUGGCCUGCAGCUCCUCAACACACACCAGGACAAUGGACAAGUAUUGUACAGUAACACAGAGCAGGCCAGUGUCUACCUGACCCGCUCCAGUCCGGUAUCCCUCUACCAGUCCAUCCAGUACAGCUCCAGAACCAUCUACCUCUGCUGGCACUACCUGACUGACGCUGUCAGAGAGGGAAGAAACCAGUAUGAAAAGGCUUUUGGAGUCAGCUCGAACGACCUGUUUCAAGCUCUCUACAGGUCUGAUGAGGAGAUGGUGAAGUUUAUGCAGUUAAUGAACUCCAUUUGGAACAUCUGUGGUAAAGACGUGGUCACGGCCUUUGACCUUUUGCCUUUCAACAUCAUCUGCGACCUUGGAGGCUGCAGUGGAGCAUUAGCCAAGCAGUGCACGUCAGCCUACCCAGAAUGCACAGUGACGAUCUUUGACCUCCCCAAGGUGGUGUAUACGUCGAGGGAACACUUUGUCACCGAGGCCAACCAGAGGAUUAGCUUCCACGAAGGGGACUUCUUCAAAGACCCCCUGCCAGAUGCUGACCUCUACAUCCUCGCCAGAAUCCUCCACGACUGGACAGACGAACGCUGCAUAGAGCUACUCAGUAAAGUCUACAAAGUCUGCAAGCCAGGAGGCGCUGUGUUGCUGGUGGAGGCGUUGCUCCAUGAGGAUGGCUCUGGCCCGGUGACAGUGCAACUCUACUCCCUGAACAUGCUGGUGCAGACGGAGGGCAGAGAGAGGACAGCUGCUCAGUACGCUUCCCUGCUGGCUGCCGCUGGCUUCACCGGCAUUCAGCACCGCCUCACAGGGAAGAUCUACGAUGCUGUGCUGGGACACAAAGAGACAUGAGACUGACAGAUAAGGCUAACUGUGUACCAGGACUGAAAACUCACACCUCCUUGAAAAUAAACUAUCUACUACUAGUGGACUAUUCUUGGAUUUCUUUUUAAAUGUCAAAAAGUUUCUUAAAAAAAAAAAAAAAAAAGGUUUCUCACUGCUUGACAAGACCACGUUCUCUAUCUGCUUUUUCAUUGCAUCUGUAAAACCUAUGAAAGAUUCAUAUAAACCAAAGCCCAUUUUUAUGGCUGCUCAGUUCUGGAUACUGUGUAUUCUGGAUAGUGCAUCAUUUUUAAUACAUUUCCUGUAAAUUAGCCACAUUAAUUGUCUUUUUAUCGGGGAGUUUUUUCUUAUCUACUUUAAGGGUCUGAGGACAGAUGGUGAUAUA
Messenger RNA from Cottoperca gobio, 1453 nucleotides. RefSeq names its product acetylserotonin O-methyltransferase (gene asmt). The record is from RefSeq and is a predicted model, not a curated record. The transcript is spliced from 8 exons. Gene Ontology annotation, molecular function: O-methyltransferase activity; protein dimerization activity. Bases 1 to 1077 code for a protein of 358 amino acids. Lineage: Eukaryota; Metazoa; Chordata; Actinopteri; Perciformes; Bovichtidae.